AUUGCGGCUCUACAACGGGAGAAUCGACUGAUGGUGACGGCGUGGUACGACUUGUCGAGCAGAUUGCAGAACAAUGGCGUGUCAUUGAGUAGGAGAAGGCAGGAGCCGAAGAGUUGGAUCGGGAAGCAGAGAGCUAUGGUUGGACCUGGCAGCAGUAGUACCGCAAACCGUCGAUAG
Sphaerulina musiva SO2202 is the source of this 177-nucleotide messenger RNA. RefSeq lists its product as uncharacterized. The annotation marks the transcript as partial. The transcript has a single exon. The record is from RefSeq and is a predicted model, not a curated record. NCBI's taxonomy places the organism in Eukaryota, Fungi, Ascomycota, Dothideomycetes, Mycosphaerellales, Mycosphaerellaceae.